AUGUGCGGCAUCGUUGGAUUUAUGUUUAUCAUCACAAUUGUAAUAUGCUUCAAGACAAGAAUUCUGAAGAAAAGGAAAAUUCUUCCAAAAAAUCCUGUUAAUUGUCAAAAUCAUCUAGAGGAUGUAAUUAUCAACCAACCAGCAGAAGGAAGAGGAGAUGGAAGCUCUAACGAGAGUUUAAAGGAUUCCACAAACGGUCAUGAAGACUAUGCCCUGGUAGACCAUUCAGACAAGUGUUACGAUGACUUAGAACAGGGGGAGUACGAUUUGCUAAGAUCACACAGGAAACAUAAAACCUGUUCGACUGAACCCACUCAAGAUUCUUGUUAUGAUAAAUUCAAGAACGAAAACAGCCCGUAUGACUUCAGUGGAGUUUGUAAUCAGAAAGACGUUUUAAAUACUGAUUACGAGUAUGAGAUGAUUAAGAACAUGGCAAAAAAGAAACAAAGCAAAGACUUAACAGAAAGUGAGUAUAAAAUGUCCCCCAAGGACGCCAGAAAUGGAACGGGAGAUAACUCUUAUGAGGAUGCCAUUUCAAAAAAAUCUACAAAGGAUAAUGCUAUACAGAAUAAUUGA
Molecule: messenger RNA, 576 nt
Organism: Saccostrea echinata
Lineage: Eukaryota; Metazoa; Mollusca; Bivalvia; Ostreida; Ostreidae
Exons: 2
Coding region: 1-576 (191 amino acids)
Source: RefSeq, a predicted model, not a curated record